AUGCUAACUUAUCUUUAUGUUUUUGACAUGCUAAUUUAUCUUUAUGUUUUUGACAUGCUAACUUAUCUUUAUGUUUUUGACAUGCUAACUUAUCUUUAUGUUUUUGACAUGCUAACCUAUCUUUAUGUUUUUGACAUGCUAACCUAUCUUUAUGUUUUUGACAUGCUAACCUAUCUGUAUGUUUUUGACAUGCUAACCUAUCUUUAUGUUUUUGACAUGCUAACUUAUCUUUAUGUUUUUGACAUGCUAACUUAUCUUUAUGUUUUUGACAUGCUAACUUAUCUUUAUGUUUUUGACAUGCUAACCUAUCUUUAUGUUUUUGACAUGCUAACCUAUCUUUAUGUUUUUCCCAUGCUAACCUAUCUUUAA
This is a messenger RNA of Lottia gigantea (owl limpet), 369 nucleotides long. RefSeq lists its product as hypothetical. The record is from RefSeq and is a predicted model, not a curated record. Lineage: Eukaryota; Metazoa; Mollusca; Gastropoda; Lottiidae. Bases 1 to 369 code for a protein of 122 amino acids. The transcript has a single exon.